AUGUACGCCAGUGUGGGCCCCAUGCGUGUGUUUGAGUUGCGCGCCAGGCCCUGGAGGAAGGCCCGCUCUGGUGCCAAGGCGGCAGAAUCUUGUCUCGUUUCGAAGAAAGUGGGAAGGUGCCGGGCCUCCAUCCCAAGGUGGUGGUACAAUGCCACCGAGGGAACCUGCCAGCAGUUCGUGUAUGGAGGCUGUGACGGGAAUGGCAACAACUACAUGACCAAGGAGCAGUGUCUCAAGAAAUGCGUUGGUGUCACAGGGAAGCCCGUGGAGGAGCUGGCUGCCGGCGGGGAAGGAGCCGACGCCUCCGUCCCCAAUGUUCCCAGGCGGCAGGGUUCUGAUGACCUUUCCAGCGAGAUUUUCAACUACGAAGAGUCCUGCGCUGCCAAGGCGCUCACGGGGCCUUGCCGGGCAGCCUUCCAGCGCUGGUACUUUGAUGCCGAGAAGAACUCCUGUGACAGAUUCAUCUACGGAGGGUGCCGGGGCAAUAAAAACAGCUACCUCUCGGAAGAGGAGUGCAUGCAGCGCUGCUCUGACAAGCAGUUGUAUCCUGUCCUGCCCCAGGGCACUAAAGUGGUGGUCCUGGCAGGGCUGUGCGCGAUGGUGCUGAUCCUCCUGCUGGGCGCCUCCGUGGUCUGCCUGAUCAGGGUGGCCCGAAGGAACCAGGAGCGUGCCCUCCACACCGUCUGGACCUCCGAGGACGACAAGGAGCACCUGGUGAAGAACAGCUACGUCCUGUGACCGCCCCGCCCUGAGGGACGGGGACAGCUUCGAGCGCGUGUGCUUAGGCAGUAGUGACUGAUCUGUGCUGUGCGAUCACUCGGGCUUGUGGUCUGUUUGCUACUCCUGAGGUGAGAGGCUUGCUGCUUCCUGGGGCAGGUUCACUCGGGCUUUCCGAGAGCUGCCCUGUGGUGGCAUCGGGGCCUAGCCCAGGCCAGAGGCGUCUCCCUGCCCCCUUCUCUCUGCUGCAGGUAGUUUUCUUUGCUUGUGCUGAGGCUGUUGCCUCCUUUCCUAUCACAGAAUUGAUGUUCCCGUAGUCUGUUGUUUGAUUGAUUUGUGGGGUUUUUUAAAGUUAGGUAGGAAUAAGCAUUUUUUUAUUAGAUUCUGAAAAGAAUAAAAUACACAUUUAAUAAAAAGGGCCUUCCUUUUUAAAAUAAAU
Molecule: messenger RNA, 1156 nt
Organism: Condylura cristata (star-nosed mole)
Lineage: Eukaryota; Metazoa; Chordata; Mammalia; Eulipotyphla; Talpidae
Gene: SPINT2
Product: serine peptidase inhibitor, Kunitz type, 2
Exons: 7
Coding region: 1-738 (245 amino acids)
Molecular function (GO): serine-type endopeptidase inhibitor activity
Source: RefSeq, a predicted model, not a curated record